CCUAAACUCCCGAAAGUCCCUACUAAGCAAGCCAUGUCAGGAGCUCAAAAUUACACAGCUACCCAACAUUCGAACCAAGGCAUCGUCGACGGUCGCCCAGCCGGGCGCCAACCAUCUCCUCAGCCAGUCACCCUAAAUACCGUCGUCGACCCCGAUGCCAGUGGCCAAUCCGUCCCGACUCCAGAGCUGCCUGAUGUCACCUCGAAAGAUCUACGCCAUGGUGGCCAGCCGGGGAGGAAGGAGGGUCUGCGCUUGGAAGCUCGGUGGGGACCCGGGGGACAGUAGGGUUCCUCGCACCAAGUUAGUAUCGAUCCCGAGUGGUAUUCCUCAGGUGAAGAAGGGUAACUGAUCCGAAAAUGAAUAUGCCAUUCCGAC
Messenger RNA from Guyanagaster necrorhizus, 375 nucleotides. RefSeq lists its product as uncharacterized. Bases 34 to 285 code for a protein of 83 amino acids. The record is from RefSeq and is a predicted model, not a curated record. The transcript has 3 exons. Lineage: Eukaryota; Fungi; Basidiomycota; Agaricomycetes; Agaricales; Physalacriaceae.